UUUCUCUCAUUUUUUAAUUUCCAGAAGCGGCGGGGAGUCGCAUACGGAUCAUUUUCUUCUGAAUGAUUGUUUCUGAUUCUUUUUCUUCCAUUUAUUUUGUGAAUUUUGGCAAGAAGAUGCUGUUGACAUGAACUGGGAUGUUCGCCAGUGAGCCCCACGCACUUGGGUGGGAAAUUUAGCAAUCAUGAUGUGUGGUUUCUGGUCUACUUACGAAACCAUCGCCUCUGGGUGAUACUGGAUUCGGCAAGAAUUUGAAAAUGUCCAGGAUAACAACGUUUCUGGCAUAUCAUUCUGCAACCCCAAUGAUUUGUGAUUCCUUUUGUGACUUAAUUCUUCCCUUUUGUCUAUAAAAGUCCGUUGAAGAACUCGAUUGAGAAUCAGUGGAGCAAAGUGGAUGCCACAUUGUAUCUAUACUAUAGACGGCGCCCUGGAUAAGGCUUGGAGACGUUUUAUUACACCAGAAGUUCAAGGAACGAUUUUCAAGCAGGAAACCAUGCGUUCUCAAGUGGAAUAUCCGAACGCGUUGGGCAACGCGUGAGCGACAUUUAUGUUGAAGUAAGGCGACGAGAUAGCAUGUCUUCCAGGGUAUCAUCAGAAGAGGGAGCUAUGGAAGGACUUCUCAAGGGACUUAUCAACAUUGGCAUUGAAGCAGUGCAAGAUUUUGCCGCUGGAAACCAAAAUGCGGACAAUUCGCAGUCAAACGAUCCAGAUUCGAGAAAGGAGGAAGAGGCGCAACCGAGAUCCAGGUGGGAUAAGCACCCUCAUACCAAGCAUCAGCAGGCACCAGAUGAAUACAAGCAAGCUUUCAAGAGGAAUGCAAGCGAUCAGGACUAUUCCGAAGGUGUAGACUCUUCGUCUAUAAACCUCGAACCAACGGACGAGGAACUUAGUGACUACCGCGUUGCUUGCAGCCGGCUUUGGGAUCUCGACAUCGACCGCCUUGUUCCUGGCCGUGACUACGAGAUCGACUGCGGAGAUGGGAAGAGAGUCUACAGCAAGGAGGAUAUGGCUUCCAACGAGCUCUUCAGAUUUGUCAGCCAGGACGUUUUCAAAAGUCCAACUUACGCCAGGUUCUACGCGCUGCUGGACAACUAUCACGCAGAUCAGGAUGUUGCAGAGGAGUUCUCGUCGAGGGAAGAGCAAGAACAGAUAGCUUUCGUGGAAGAGAUAAGCAGGACGGCUCCAAUCCAGUACCUGUUCAAGUACCUGGUUGCAAGCCGGGCCAUCCAGUCGGACAACUGGGAGGAGUUCAAGCGGAUGCUCCAGCGGCUAUGGUUCGAUCUCUACAGGCGAGAUAACACGAGAAACUCCUCUUCGGCGUUUGAGCACGUUUUUGUGGGAGAGAUCAAAGACCGGGAGAACAACGAUGAAGAAGUCUCCGGCCUCCACAACUGGAUCCAGUUCUACAUUGAAGAAGCAAAGGGGAGCCUGGAUUAUCAAGGCUAUAUACUACCAAGGAGGCGCGGUGGUGACGAGCCUGACUCGCAUACCCGACUUGUCACAGUCCAGUUCACUUGGAAUGGUGCUCGCAAGCCAGCGUCAAGCUCUUUCAUUGGAGUGAGUCCCGAGUUUGAGCUAGCGCUCUAUACUCUUUGCUUCUUCUGUGGUGACGAAGACAAUCAUUUGGUUCUGGGAUCCUAUGCUGUAAACGUGAAGUGCUACAGGUAUGGAAGAAAUCGAAUUGGUUCAGUAUUUCCUAUAGCUGAGGAAUGAAAAGUUUCGUUUCUAAGUUUCUUCACACUUUUCUUUUUCGCGAGAAAAGAUCAAUCUCUUAUUGUUUUUGAAAAAAGAAUAAUUGAAAGAAAUAAUUAUUGUUGGCUCG
This is a messenger RNA of Selaginella moellendorffii, 1822 nucleotides long. Its product is annotated as poly(U)-specific endoribonuclease-B. The transcript has 6 exons. Bases 574 to 1713 code for a protein of 379 amino acids. The record is from RefSeq and is a predicted model, not a curated record. Lineage: Eukaryota; Viridiplantae; Streptophyta; Lycopodiopsida; Selaginellales; Selaginellaceae. Gene Ontology annotation, molecular function: RNA endonuclease activity.